CGCCGGGGCUUGGGGCGGGCGGCCGGGCACCUCCGCCUCUAUGAUGAAGCUGAAGCCGAACCAGACGCGGACCUACGACCGGGAAGGCUACAAGAAGCGGGCGGCGUGUUUGUGCUUCCGCAGCGAGCGGGAGGACGAGGUGCUGUUAGUGAGUAGUAGCCGGUACCCAGAUCAGUGGAUUGUACCAGGUGGAGGAAUGGAGCCAGAGGAGGAACCAGGAGGUGCUGCAGUCCGAGAGGUUUAUGAAGAGGCUGGAGUAAAGGGAAAACUAGGCAGACUGCUGGGGAUAUUUGAGCAGAACCAAGACCGGAAGCAUAGGACUUACGUUUAUGUUCUGACAGUGACUGAAAUAUUGGAAGACUGGGAGGAUUCAGUUAAUAUAGGAAGGAAAAGAGAAUGGUUUAAAGUAGAAGAUGCUAUCAAGGUUCUUCAGUGUCAUAAGCCUGUUCAUGCGGAAUACCUGGAAAAACUGAAACUGGGCUGCUCCUCAACAAAUGGGAAUUCUGUGGUCCCCAAUCUUCCUGAUAACAACUCCUUAUAUGUCACUUCUGCACAGACUUCUGGGUUGCCCUCUACUGUGAGAUAAAAAUUGGGAUUACCUUUUUACUCAUGCACCAUGACAAGGUGGAGGAGGGGGGAAUGUAUUUGUGUUCACAUGCAGACAUCUUUGACUAUCAGUCCUCAGCAAAAUGUGUGAAUACAUCAUAACAUUCAGACACUGACUUUUUUUUUCCCUUUUAACAAUGUAAAAUAGUAAUUCAGCAAACUAAAGCCAUAUAUGGAAUUUUUUAAGAUGCCUUAACUGGCCAUUUUUUAAAAACAAUAUAUAAACUUACACAUCUGUUAAAAAUAACAAACAUCUGGGUUAAGUGGAACUUAUUCCAGAUUUUGGCAUAAUUUUUUUUAGUCAGGUAGUCGUUAAAUAAAUAAAUAAAUUGUUUAGCAGGAAAAUUCUUGAACAAAUGGCAGUAACGUUUCUCUUAAACUUCCACUCAAAAUGUACAAUUAAAGUGCUAGAUGACCUCUAAAAUACUACCACUAUCUGGGAAACUGAGCAUCGUAUUCACCUUAGAUACAUAAGCAUGACUUCAAUAAAGCACUAAAUACAUCCAGCCAAUCACAGCAAAGGAUUCAAACAUCAAGCAACAUUUUUCCCUCUGUUACCUUGACCUGUGGAAUCUUAACAUACAAAAUGUAGUUUGACAGCUCGAGCAAAGAUUCAGAAAAGAGGCUCAACCAUUGAUGCUUUGUUGCUACAAUUCCAAAAGCUGUUCAAAGACUU
Molecule: messenger RNA, 1282 nt
Organism: Chelonoidis abingdonii (Abingdon island giant tortoise)
Lineage: Eukaryota; Metazoa; Chordata; Testudines; Testudinidae
Source: RefSeq, a predicted model, not a curated record